Molecule: messenger RNA, 3636 nt
Organism: Owenia fusiformis
Lineage: Eukaryota; Metazoa; Annelida; Polychaeta; Sabellida; Oweniidae
Source: the annotation of a GenBank genome assembly
AGGGAGUGAAUGGAAUAGCCAGCAAGAUCUGCAAUGCAGAGAGAAAUGGAUGUUGAAUAACCGAGCUUCGUAAUAUUCCUGCGAAAUGCCUGUUCGAAGGGGACAUGUGGCCCCUCAGAAUACAUUUAUUGAUACAAUUAUAAGGAAGUUCGACGGACAAAAUCGGAACUUUAUAAUUGCAAAUGCCCAGUUGGACAAUCGGCCAGUGAUAUUCUGUAACGAUGGCUUCUGUGACAUGUGUGACUAUUCACGUGCUGAAGUCAUGCAGAAGAACUGCUCUUGUGACUUUCUCCAUGGUCCACUCACUGCUGCAUCCGCGAUACGCGCAAUCAAGGAGUGUUUACGGGGAACAGAGGAAAAACAAAUUGAGAUUUUAUACUAUAAGAAAGAUGGGACAAAGUUCUUAUGCAGUGUUUUAUUGGCUCCUGUCAAGAAUGAGAAUGGUGACAUCAUAAUGUUUAUUCUGAACUUUGAGGAUAUCACUGAUGCACCCAUUCGCAAUGAUCUCAACAAUAUUACAACAACUAAAAAUAGCAACAAUAUGUUUAAACUGCGUAUGCCUUCAAUACGUAGGGAGCUCAAACGGGUGAAAAAGAAGCGACAAAAAGAUCCAGAAAAUCCAAUGGUAGACGAGGAGGCAGUGCCUUUAAAUCGUAUAACAGAGGUACCAAAUCAGCCAUACACACCCACCCAAGAUAAGCUCACUGAAAACUGUGCAAGAGAUGGUGUCGUGCUGCAGAAUAGCCAAGUGCAAGGAAACCAUUUGAAGAAUUUCCUAAAUCAAGCAUCUAGCGAUUCUGACCUCAGUAGACACAAGGCUAACCUCAUCUCUAACAGUCUUACCAAUAUAGCAAAUGAGGUCAUCUUUAAAAAAUCCCAGGAUAAAGACUCAAUCAUAUCAUCAUCAAAAGGCCUUUUUCUUCCCAGUGUACAGAAUGUUAAAAAUAAUGUCAGUGAAAAAGUUGCUCAGGUGCUGUCACUCGGUGCUGAAGUAUUGCCAGAGUACAAGUUGCAAUCUCCUCGCGUCCACAGAUGUACCAUCCUUCAUUAUUCCCCCUUUAAGGCAGUUUGGGACUGGCUUAUUCUCAUCCUAGUUAUAUACACAGCAAUAUUCACACCGUAUGUCGCUGCCUUUCUGCUCAAUGAAAAAUCCUUUGUGGAGAGUGGUAGCAAGACAAUGAAUGCUGAGCAUUACAGUGACCCACUCACCAUCAUUGACCUUAUUGUUGAUGUCAUGUUCAUCAUUGAUAUCCUUAUUAACUUUAGGACAACUUAUGUUAAUAAGAAUGAUGAGGUUGUUAGUCAUCAUGGGAAAAUUGCCGUACAUUAUUUUAAAGGCUGGUUCCUGAUUGAUGUUGUAGCUGCAAUUCCCUUUGACCUGCUGUUGUUCGGCUCAGAAACUGAUGAGACGACAACUUUAAUUGGCUUAUUGAAAACUGCACGUCUGCUGAGGCUUGUACGGGUUGCACGAAAAUUGGACAGAUACUCAGAAUAUGGUGCUGCAGUACUCCUGUUGCUUAUGGCAACAUUUGCCCUGAUUGCUCAUUGGUUAGCGUGUAUAUGGUACGCUAUUGGGAAUGUAGAACGUCCUGGGCUACCUGAGCCAAAGAUUGGCUGGCUUGAUGACCUAGCAAGACAGACCCAUCAACCGUUUACAAAUGCCUCGGAUGGAGGUGGGCCCACUAUCAAGUCUAAAUAUAUCACCGCCCUCUAUUUUACAUUUAGUAGUCUAACAAGUGUCGGAUUUGGAAAUGUCUCUCCAAAUACCAACUCAGAGAAAGUGUUUUCAAUAUGUGUUAUGCUCAUAGGAUCCCUCAUGUAUGCCAGUAUAUUUGGAAAUGUCAGUGCAAUUAUUCAGCGUCUUUACUCUGGGACAUCCCGCUACCACACACAGAUGAUGAAAGUUAAAGAGUUCAUACGUUUCCAUCAAAUCCCAAACCCCCUACGCCAACGCUUGGAAGAAUAUUUUCAACACGCUUGGUCAUAUACUAAUGGUAUUGACAUGAACAUGGUUCUUAAAGGUUUUCCAGAGUGUCUGCAAGCAGAUAUCUGCCUUCAUCUUAACAGACAGCUACUGGAAAGUAGUCAUGCAUUUAAAGAUGCUAGUCCAGGGUGCCUGAGGACACUCUCUAUCAGGUUUAAGACAACCCAUGUUCCACCAGGCGACACAUUGGUCCACAGAGGGGACAUCCUGGAUGCCCUCUACUUUGUAUCUAGGGGCUCAAUAGAAAUACUGAAGGAGGACAUCGUACUUGCAAUAUUAGGUAAAGAUGAUGUUUUUGGUGAGAACAUCUGCCACUAUGAGACAGUGGGGAAGUCAAGCUGUAAUGUCCGAGCACUUACUUACUGUGACCUCCAUAAGAUACAGCGUGAUGACCUCCUAGACAUUCUAGAGAUGUAUCCAGAGUUUGCUGAGCAUUUUACCAAAAAUCUAGAGGUCACAUUUGACCUAAGAGAUGAGGAUUUGGUUGUGUGUCCCCAAGAUGACGAAGACUCAGAAGGGGAUGAGACACCAAGAAUGAAGUUUCUGCGCAAUAGGCGCAACAAGUCUUCCAUAUAUAGGAAAAAUGAAAACAUGAAAGAUAAAACAGAAAGUUUUCAUCCAUCCCGGAGACGACGGGGUCGAAGGAGAGAAAGUGAUGUUACCCAUAGUAUAGCAUCCAUCUCCAGUGAUGAAGACAUGAGAGAAAGUGGUGUAGGAAUCUUGGAAUUCUCUCCAGAGAAGGCUGGGAUGGAUGUCACUCCUGCUAAUUUUGUCUUUCAGAAAAAACGUUAUGAAGAUAGAAAACGCCAUUCUGGCACUUUAACUUCCAUAGCUGGUGCCCUAUCAAGUGUGAAUAAUGUGAUGAGCGCAUUAACAGGAGGAUCAGCUGCCCGAAGACAGAGCACUGAGAUGGCGCCACUGCUCCAGAAAGAUGGUGCUGCCAGUCCAUCCACACAGAGAAAGGCUACAGUCUCAAGUUCCAGUGUUCCAAAAUCCACAUCAAGUAUGACACUCCCUGUCUCUAGUCCUUCCAGCCAAUCACAGUUUGACGAGUCACAUGAGCUACAAAAGGUUGACACACAAGAUGUACAUGAACAUCAAAUAUCUGCUCCAUCUGGUGGCAUGGAUGUCGAAGUACAGCUUGCAGAGCUUGGAAAGCAACUGAAUAGGUUAGAACAAAAGAUGACAUCAGACAUUCACAUGAUUCUAGCUCUGUUGAAGUCGCAACAAGGUUGCUCGAUUGCCAUGCCAACAAUGCCUGUUGCCACGGCUACAGCUACAUUUCCCGCUCAAUCUAGUAGUAACAUGGUGCCAAGUAGUGAGGUAAACAGUGGCCAGAGUGUGUCAUCUCCAACAGAGAGCCCUAUAUUCCCUCCUCCUCCCCCAGCUUAUGAAGCCAGACAGGGAGAUUAUCCAAUGUCAACAGCACAGAGUGAAAUCUUACCUCCCCCUAUCACUUGCCAGCCUAGUCAACCAAGCUCACAAUCUUCAACAACAAGUAAUUUGUCCCACACGCAACAGAGACAGGUGGGAUUUCCUGAUAGUUCUAGCAUGAAGAAUACAUCAGUGUGAACUGAAAUUAAAUAGUAUAUAACUGCAUAUAUCAGAAGUUGCUGAAUAUUAGUGGUUUGACGAAGCUAGGCUCAUCUCCA